This is a messenger RNA of Ictidomys tridecemlineatus (thirteen-lined ground squirrel), 2062 nucleotides long. The record is from RefSeq and is a predicted model, not a curated record. Lineage: Eukaryota; Metazoa; Chordata; Mammalia; Rodentia; Sciuridae.
AUGUCUCACGUGCCUCGGGCUGUUGGGCACAGCUCUGGGGACCAGGGUGAAGAGUCCCAUGCCUGGGGGCUCCUUGGAGGCUCUGAUGGUGGCGUUGGCAAACAGAGCCUCCUUCACCUUCGGGAGAGACACCCCAGCACCCUGUCUUUUCGCUGCUCACUGGCAGACUUCCAGAUUGAGAAGAAGAUAGGCCGAGGACAGUUCAGUGAGGUCUAUAAGGCCACCUGCCUGCUGGACAGGAAGACGGUGGCUCUGAAGAAAGUGCAGAUCUUUGAGAUGAUGGACGCCAAGGCCAGACAGGACUGCGUCAAGGAGAUCGGCCUCCUGAAGCAACUGAACCAUCCGAACAUCAUCAAAUAUCUGGACUCGUUCAUCGAGGACAACGAGCUGAACAUCGUGCUGGAGCUGGCCGACGCCGGGGACCUCUCGCAGAUGAUCAAGUACUUCAAGAAGCAGAAGCGGCUGAUUCCCGAGAGGACAGUGUGGAAGUACUUCGUGCAGCUCUGCAGCGCCGUGGAGCACAUGCACUCGCGCCGGGUGAUGCACCGAGACAUCAAGCCUGCCAACGUGUUCAUCACGGCCACGGGCAUCGUGAAGCUUGGCGACCUCGGCCUGGGACGCUUCUUCAGCUCCGAGACCACCGCGGCCCACUCCCUAGUUGGGACACCGUACUACAUGUCGCCGGAGAGGAUCCACGAGAAUGGCUACAACUUCAAGUCGGACAUCUGGUCCCUGGGCUGUCUGCUGUACGAGAUGGCAGCUCUCCAGAGCCCCUUCUAUGGAGACAAAAUGAAUCUCUUCUCCCUCUGCCAGAAGAUUGAGCAGUGUGACUACCCGCCACUCCCGGGGGAGCACUACUCUGAGAAGCUUCGAGAACUGGUCAGCAUGUGUAUCUAUCCUGACCCUGACCAGCGACCAGACAUCGGGUAUGUGCACCAGGCUGCCAAACAGAUGCACAUCUGGAUGUCCAGCACCUGAACACGUCUGCACCACCUUGUCAAAAGCCAACACCACUCUGCCUUACUUGAGUACUCUUCUCUGAAGUGACCACCUGGUAGCCUGGAUCAGCUGACACGAGAGGGUCCAUCAGGUCCCCCAAAGGCAGCCUUUAAGGCAGACACUGAACACAGAGCACCGGGCAAUGGGCAAAUUCCAAAGUCCCUUCUUUGUACUGUUGCGGGCAAUCUCGGCUGGGUUAACAAGAGCAGUAGAGUGAGCCACUGAAGCCCCCUCAUAUCUGGACUGUAAUGUGAAUCUUUGGGCAAUUCCUCCAGGGGCCUGGCCAGGUCUCCACGGACAGGACAGGUGUGAUUUGUGUGGUGAGCCUUUGCAAAGACUAGCAAGUGAAGUUUAGUUCUUAAGUAUCUUUCCAAACAAUCAAGCUGUGUGCUUAAUUUACUCUGUUGUAUAAAGGGAUAAGUGGAAAUAAUUUUGUAAGUAGAGUAGAGAUUUUGCUAAUAUUUUUAUCUGCAUUUUAUAACUUGAGUAACAGGGAGGAGAACCCAACAUCUAGCAUCGAGUUUCACGAGGCAAACGGCCAGGAACGUGUGGUUUGAGGUCUGAUUUGCCACCUUCUCCUGAACACUUGCCCUGUGUCAGGCACUGUCACCUCCUGUGAUGCUGAUGGUUCUUUGCAUGAUCAGUGUUAAGCAUUUUCCUCUGUGAGAAGGAAGCAUGGGCUACAUGAAAAAUCUAAUGGCUCUGCCCAAAGCUGUUCUUUCCAAAUUCUGAUUCUGCAACUUCCUAGUGUUACCUGGGCAAGUUUCAUAGCUUUUUCUGAGCCUUAAGUUCCUCAUCUGUAAAAUGGGAAGGAUAAUUUAAUCUACCUUCAGGUUUGCUGACAGAAUUUGAAAUAAAAGAGGCAAGUUAGCAUAUUGCAGAUGAUCCGAUAGCGAGAGCCAUUCACCAUUUUGAAAACUCAAGUGCACAGACUAUGCAAGUUGAGAAUUAAAGUGCAACUGUAUUAUGUGUAGGAAACCAGAAGCGUGUUCACAUAUUUCUUGUUCCCAAACAGGAUUAACUGUGAAGACUAAUUUAUAAAUGUGAAUUUAAGGAAACUGAA